Molecule: messenger RNA, 1010 nt
Organism: Dicentrarchus labrax (European seabass)
Lineage: Eukaryota; Metazoa; Chordata; Actinopteri; Moronidae
Gene: rida
Product: reactive intermediate imine deaminase A homolog
Exons: 6
Coding region: 102-509 (135 amino acids)
Cellular component (GO): cytosol
Molecular function (GO): deaminase activity
Source: RefSeq, a predicted model, not a curated record
CCCUCUCCACAAGGAGUUGCACAACCACUUCCUUCACUCACAGCUUCCCUGCGGUGUAGAAAAGUUUGGAGGAGAAAAAAAAAAAAAACAAUCAAGAAAACAUGUCUGCACUGAACAGAAAGAUCGUUAACACCACUUCCGCCCCGGCUGCCAUUGGCCCAUACAGCCAGUCGGUGGUUGUGGACAGAACGAUGUACAUCUCUGGUCAGCUGGGGUUGGAUGUGGCUUCUGGUCAGCUGGUAGAUGGAGGGGUGAAGGCCCAGGCCAAACAGGCUCUCAUCAAUAUGGGGGAGAUCCUUAAAGCUGCUGGCUGUGACUACACAAAUGUGGUGAAGACGACUGUGCUGCUCGCUGAUAUAAACGACUUCAACAGCGUCAACGAGGUCUACAAAACAUUUUUCAGCAGCAACUUUCCUGCCAGAGCUGCCUAUCAAGUGGCUGCUCUCCCAAGAGGUGGACUGGUGGAAAUUGAGGCAGUUGCUGUUAUCGGUCCUCUCUCAGACUCCUGACUAGCCGGCCACGUCCCAAAUAAGUUGUAGUCUAACCAUCAAGUGACCCUCUAGUUGUACAGUGGAAGCCUUAUUUUUUUCCAGAUGAAACAUGAAAGACCAAACUAGGCUCUUGUUGGCUUUCUUUUUCCAUAUAGUCAGAUUUUAGCUUGAAUUAGUUUCUCCUCUAGCCACUGUAGAUGGUUGAUGGCACUGAACUAUUUUCAGUAUUAUACCACUUAAACCCUUAAGAACAGAGCAGCACUUAAUUGAGCAGCAUUUGGUUUCUGGCUAAUGGAAAUUUCACACCUGACACACUGUAGGUAAAACAAAAUGAUAAAGUGAGACUGUAUCUGUGCAAUCAGUCUAACAUUCCCUGAUCACAUUGGCCAGAUUCAGGUUCAAAUCAACUUCCUCUUGGUGCUGUUUCUGGUUGAUCUCUCAUCUUCUGUUUUGUUCCAAGUAAAUAUUUUAACACAUUUAAAAAGUGCAGCUCUCACUAAUAAAAGAAUGUCGUAAAAA